AUGAGGACUUCAUCAACAUACCAGGCGCUGGGCCUGCUCAGUCUCAGUGUGCCAAGCUUGGCUGGUGUCGCCGCCACGUCUGCUUCUUCGGCCAACGCGAUUACGAUCAAGACCGACUCCAAGUUGCAAAAGAUUGACGGGUUCGGCUUUUCACAGGCCUUCACUCGGGCGGCUCAAUUCCAAGAGGCGGAUCCCCAGCUUGCCAAGGCUGCGCUCGAUCUCUUCUUCAGCAAGAAGGACGGUGCGGGUUUCAGUAUCAUCCGCAACUGGAUCCCUUCCUCGGCCAAUUUCACAAUUGAGCCCAAUAGCCCCGGCUCGCCCUCCAACCCGCCUCAGUACCGCUGGGAUGGCUGGGAUGAGGGCCAGGUUUGGUUCACCAAGCAGGCCAGAAGCUAUGGGGUCAAGACGAUCUACGCCGACGCGUGGAGUGCGCCAGGCUUUAUGAAGACCAGUGGAGAUGAGGCUGUGCCCGGAUUCCUCUGCGGUACUCCUGGCCAUGAAUGCACCUCCGGGGAUUGGAGACAAGCCUAUGCUGAUUACCUCGUUCAAUACGUGAAAUACUACAAGAAGGAGGGCAUCGACAUCACCCACUUGGGAUUCUUGAACGAGCCUGAUUUCAAGCCCUCGUACUCCAACAUGCAGAUCAGUGACGAUGCCUCCGAGGCCAUUGAUUUCAUCCCCAUUCUCCGCAAGACUGUCGACCACGCCAAGUUGGAUGUGAGCCUCACCUGCUGUGAUGCUACCGGCUGGGAAAAGCAAACUCAGUACACCGAGGCCCUGGUCGCGGCCGGCAUGGAGCGUGACCUCGAUGUCAUCACCUCCCACAUGUACUCCAGCGACGCAACCUACCCUCUCGACACCAGCCUGCCCACCUGGCUCUCCGAGGCGGGUGUUGAGACCAGCGAUGGUCGCUUCGUCCCCACCUGGUACAGUACCGGCAACGUCAACGAGGGUCUCGCCUGGGCCAUCAAGAUUGCCAAGGGCCUGGUUGAUGCCAACCUGAGCGCUUACCUCUUCUGGGAGGGCUUCGAGAUUGCCCAGCAGCAGUCUGCCAGCCACUUGAUCGACACUACCGGCGCUGACAACAAGACCCUGCUGCCCUCCGGCAUCUUCUACGCCUUCAGCAUGUUCUCCCCGCUUCAUUCGCCCCGAUGCUCACCGUGUCGCCAUCGAGGGCGCCGAGAAGCUGUCGGACGUGAUCACCGCUGCGUUCCAGAACAAGGACAAGUCGGUCAUUGUCGUCUUUACCAACACCGGUGCCGCCGACCAGACCACCGAGAUUCUGGUGCCCCCUCACCAGGCCGGCAGCAGUGCCAAGGCCUGGUGACCGACAACACCCACAAGGUCGAAAAGACCCCCGUGGAGCAGACCCGGACCAACGACCACUCCAGCAUCAAAGUGAACAUUCCCGCCCACAGUGUGGUUACUGUCAAGUUUGCUUGA
Molecule: messenger RNA, 1443 nt
Organism: Penicillium oxalicum
Lineage: Eukaryota; Fungi; Ascomycota; Eurotiomycetes; Eurotiales; Aspergillaceae
Exons: 3
Coding region: 1-1443 (480 amino acids)
Biological process (GO): sphingolipid metabolic process
Molecular function (GO): glucosylceramidase activity
Source: RefSeq, a predicted model, not a curated record